AUGUUCAAAGUUAUUGCGUGUGACCUCAAGCAAAUGUUCAAACUUAAGUCGAGAGUGGAACACACGGUGAUUACGAUCACUGAAGCCGUCGAAGAGCAGCUACAGCAGACGCGGCAACUCCCGCGGUCCGCGGUCGCGGUACGAGCUACAUGGGAGGGAACGGGUGAGGGAUGGCCAGGAAGGACUCGGAUACGUUACCUAGUAGUGCGUGGGCGUGGGGCGAGGGUGAGUAGUCGCGCGGGUGGCGGGCGCGGUCGCUCGUGCGGUCAGCGGUCGCGCGGCGCGGCCAUGGCGCGCGGCAGGCGGCGGCGACUCGCGCACUGCCGGCCGGCCGCCGCCGCCGCGCCCCGCCCGCCCCCCGCGCAUGCGCCCUCCCCGCCCCACGCGCCGCCCGCCCAGAGCGAAUUGAUCAACGUUUCUCGAUUGCGA
Brenthis ino (lesser marbled fritillary) is the source of this 429-nucleotide messenger RNA. The record is from the annotation of a GenBank genome assembly. NCBI's taxonomy places the organism in Eukaryota, Metazoa, Arthropoda, Insecta, Lepidoptera, Nymphalidae.